Molecule: messenger RNA, 2394 nt
Organism: Trichomonas vaginalis G3
Lineage: Eukaryota; Parabasalia; Trichomonadida; Trichomonadidae
Product: armadillo (ARM) repeat-containing protein family
Exons: 1
Coding region: 1-2394 (797 amino acids)
Source: RefSeq, a predicted model, not a curated record
AUGGAUAGAGAUCAAUUGAUAGCAUUAUUUCAGCCGUAUGUUCUUCCUUGCGCAGUGAAGCCAACAGUUGGCGAUGAAAUAAUCAAUAAUGUUUGGGAUUCUUUAAUUAAUAUUGUAUUUCAAGAUACAAAACUCUUUUUCUUUGUCUUUCCAUUCCUGGCUGAGUUCUCAAAGAAAACACCAAAGUUUACAGAAUCAAAUCCACCGAAAAUCCAUGAAUUAAUCGAAAAUUUAAAUCUUAAUAUGACAGAACAAGAGACAUUAUUAAAUAUUAAAUCACUUUACUCAUUACUUCCAUUCUUUACUACACAAAAUAUCACAGAUAUCCUUACAAAGUCUAUCCUUUUAAUUCAAAAAUUCUUAAAUGAGAAACAAAAUUUACCAUAUGAUCUAAUUGAUGCCAUGAACUUGGCGGAAAUUGGACUCCUUUCAGAUGAAGCCCUAUCUUCCGUAUACGAAUUUCUACUUACCUACCAAAAAUCAGAAAAUGAAACCGCAUCACUUAUUUUAUUACAAAUUUUCGCACAGGACAUUCUCGAAGUUGAACUGAAUGCUCAAGAGGACCUUCUCAAGAUUGCAAUUGACUAUUUGAAAGGAGAUAAAAUCCAUCAAUUAGUUUCUCUUUAUUUAUUACCUAAACUUGAUGAAUAUAUAUCAAAUGGUCCAUCAAAGGUCAUCGACGAACUAUUUACUCUUUUACUUCUUUUCUUUAUCAGUCAAGAUCCAGAAUUAUUCCGUGUUUCUCACAAAACAAUGCUCAAACUCAUUGGUUCCGGUGCGUUUUGCGAGAAACUGAAGGUUGUCGAGCUCAUCAAGCAAUAUUCAAAGUAUUCACCCGCCAACAUUGUUCAUUUCUUCAAAUUCCUCAUAAAAUAUCUUGAUGAUUCAGAAUCAGUACCAAUCACAAUUGUCCAGCCAAUUUAUGACUUCCUUGUCAUCACAUCUCAAUCUAAAGACCUCAAUACACGUGCAUUAGUCCUUGAAACAUAUUCCCUUCUUGCAGCAGUGAACACAGAUGUUUUAGAAGAAACAUUUGAACAAGAAUUAGAUGUAGCAUCAGAACUGAUCAAAUCAAACAAUUCCAUGUUCAACAGCAAGAUUGGAAAUUAUAUUCUUGCAGUUGGCAAAGUCAUUCCUGAGACAUUCAAGCGGAUUCUUGAUGAUUUCAUUCCUCCUUUAGUUGAAACAUUAAAAGAAAUUGGUUCUAAAUCAGAAAGGAAGUUUAAACUUGACCUUGCACAAACAAUUUCUUCAUCAAUUGAAGGAUGUAACUAUCCACAGUUUGUUGAACCAAUUGUUGAUUUCGCUUGCAAAUCAUUGGAAGAUAUUUCUGGUGAUGAAAUAAUCUACAUUGAUUCGAUUGUAAUUGCUUUGAAAUCACAACUUACAAAAGAACAAUCCAAUGUCAUUUUUGACAAAGUUUUUAGUUAUUGUUUGAGAACACAAGAGAGUCAAAAUAUGAACAUUUGUUUCCACAUAAUGAAGAAGAUUUUGAAAUUAGUUUCCGAACAAAAACUUUUAGAAUCAUGUCAACAAAUUCUUGAAGGAAAGCCAUCAUAUUUAUCUAAUCUUGAACCAUAUCUCAUUGGUGAUUCCAAGACAAUGCUUUUCUACUUCAUUUCUGCUGUUAUCAAACAAAUUCCUCUUAAAUCAGGAAGUUUGGCAGAAAAAGUCAGUAGUUUUGUCAGCAAAACAAGAAUUUCAUUGAUGCCAGCAGUCUUAGAAGUUGUCGAAGCAUCAUUAGUUUCAAAUGUUCUUUCCCAGCCAACAAUCAAACAGUUGUACACUGAGAUCAACGAACUGAUUUUGAAAUCACCAGUCAAAUCAAGGGAAGAAUUUUGUUCUAUUGUAGAAAUCAUGAUUUUGUUGGUUCAAAGGUAUCCGCAUUCAGUUGAUGGCGACGAAAUCAUCAAGACAUGCACUAGAUCACUUGCACGCUGCCAUGGAUACAACGACAAUGGAAAUGAAGAAGAAGAUGACGAAGAAGAAGAGGAUGAUGAAUCAAUGGUUAUUCCAACAUUGUCACGUUUAGUUUUUUCAGUUUAUUUGUCUAAGGAUAUCAAUAUCGUGGUCAACAAAGACUUGGUUCAGGGAAUUCUUGAGGAUAUCCCUGUUACAUCAAUGAAUGACAUCCUUCCAUUGAUUCUUUCUAUGAUGAAAGAAGCAGAUAAGUUCAAAACAGUUUUGUUGUAUUUGUCUAAAAGUGUUGUUCAAAUUCUUUUCAUGUCUAAGAAAGAAUUGGAAGAAAUUGGUAUCAAUAACGAAUACAUCAAUGAUGCUAAAGUUGUCUUCAAAGAAACAUGCAAGAAGAACUCUCUUAUAGAGAAGCAAAUUUCUAAGGAUUACUCUAAAGAGAGACCAAAACUCAACAAACUUAAGAUUCUAUUGAAAUAA